AAGGGAACAACCUCUUUCGGUAAACGUCAUAACAAGUCGCACACUCUUUGCCGUCGUUGUGGACGUCGUUCAUUCCACAUCCAAAAGAAGACUUGCGCACAGUGUGCCUACCCUGCCGCAAAGACCCGAAGCUACGAAUGGUCCGAAAAGAGCAAGCGCAGGAAGACUACUGGUACUGGUCGCAUGGCCCAUCUUAAACACCUUCCCCGUCUUUUCAAGAACGGCUUCCGUCAAGGUAUCUAUUUUUAA
Batrachochytrium dendrobatidis JAM81 is the source of this 249-nucleotide messenger RNA. RefSeq lists its product as uncharacterized. Gene Ontology annotation, molecular function: RNA binding; structural constituent of ribosome. Lineage: Eukaryota; Fungi; Chytridiomycota; Chytridiomycetes; Rhizophydiales. The transcript has 2 exons. The record is from RefSeq and is a predicted model, not a curated record. The annotation marks the transcript as partial. Gene Ontology annotation, biological process: translation. Gene Ontology annotation, cellular component: cytosolic large ribosomal subunit; ribosome.